GGCCACAACGCAGAUCUCACACUGUUCCUCGCAGAGCGCCUGUUACACGCGCCACCACGCCACGCCCCAGUCGCUGCACCCACCGCAGUAUUGCCUGCGCACGCGCCUGUUACCCGCGCGCCAACCUCGUCCAUCGCGGGCUGCCUCGUUCCCCAGCGGCAGCAAAGCAACAGUCUCGACGCCAAGCGCUGAACAAUGGCCGUCACGCGCGGCAAAACGCGGGCAGCUAAGGCGAAGGGCGGCCUCGUGAAGCAGGCUAUGACGCUCAUCGCGCUCGCGUCGUCGGCGUUCAUCCUGCUGCCCGCCGGCCGCGACAUCGUCUCCUACAAGACGUCGAUCCUACCGGGUGAAGCGGAGACGCGGCCGCUCAUGACGAUGGCGCACUCGUCGAGCCGGACGGGCAUGUGGGGCAUCUGGGGCCUCAACCACUGCUUCGUCGCGCUGCUCAAGGUCGCCGCGUUUGUCUCCGGCGUCCGUACUUCUUCCCCGCGACGCCGUCGACACAUUUCACGCGCAGGAUCCUCGCCAAGGACAAGGAGCAGCUCAAGAAGCUCUGGGUCCUCACGGCCGCGACCACGGCGUACGUCGCCAAGUGGAAUAGUGAUGUGGCCGACUACGGCGGCGACCUCGGCGGCUUCGUCGUCGUCUGCGGCCUGCAGACGCUGUCGAUCGGCUACCUCGCCUUCGCCUAGAGCGCUCCGCCACGCUAGGAGCACUAAGAACGAAGUAAAAGGACAUUCCGUUACGCCCGCCAGCGCUCCAAGCUACGGCCCUCU
Pelagomonas calceolata is the source of this 776-nucleotide messenger RNA. The record is from the annotation of a GenBank genome assembly. Lineage: Eukaryota; Pelagophyceae; Pelagomonadales; Pelagomonadaceae.